UCUCUCUGUUAAAUUUAAAGUUUACUCUUUUUGGAUUACUUUUUUUCUCACUAAAAAAAACAUGUCCUCCCAAGCAGUAGUCUGCGAUUGAACACGCUUUGUAUUUUUGUUUACUUAUUUAUUUGUGUUUUAUUUCUGUGUUGUUAAAAUAUAAAUUUUAAAAAACGCCACCUGGACAGUCCUGUGACAAAACCGUGACGUCAGCGUUGCCAGCGUGGAACGAAGGCACGUCGCACGUCAGGUCCAGGAAGUAAACUCUCCGGUUCAGUCUGCAGGAAACUAAAAGAAGUCGGAGCGGUAAAUACGUGUCCAAUUCAACAUUUCAGCACACAGCCCUCCAGACCGGACACUGCCGCGUGACAUAGCUACAGAUUUUCUGCAUCCGUUUGUGCGGGGUGCACAGCCGGCCAGCCUGUCAGCUGAGUAGUGAAGCGAGCACUCGCAUAUCAAAGAAUAUGGUGGACUCCACGUUGGAUCAAGUGGGAAAAAAUCUGAGUGAAGCCAUGAGGUUCCUGGGAGAGGAACAGAGAGAGCCGGAGGCAGCAACAGAGAGACAGCAUUUCAGCAGAAGCUGCAUCCCUGGACCCCUUCAGGGAGAUGGUCAGGAUGUUGCCACUGUACUGCGCCUGGUUCAUAACCUUAUUCAUGAAGAGGAGGACGAAGAGGAUAAACCCAGUCAGAACAGGAUGCAGAAUGUGGGUGAACACGGUCAGAUGGCAUUGCUGGGUCACAGCCUGGCAGCCUACAUCUCAAUGAUGGACAAAGAACAACUGCGAAAGCUGACCACUCGGAUCCAGUCUGACACCACCCUGUGGCUCUGCAGGCUCUUCAGGUAUGAGAAUGGGUCUACCUGCUUUCAUGAGGAUGACAGGGAUGGCCUUGUAAAAGUGUGCCGGCUCGUUAUCAACGCUCGCUAUGAAGAAUAUGCCACUGAGGGUUAUGUGGUCCUAAACACCAGGCAGCCAGUCAUCUAUCAGAGUGCCUCCUGCAGGCCUGGUCUCGGACAGCAUCUGUGCAGCCAGCUUGGCCUGCCUCUCUCCAGUUUGUGCACAGUGCCAUGCAACACCCUCUUUGGAUCCCAACACCAAAUGGAUGUUGCCCUGUUGGAAAAACUCAUCAAAGAGGACAUAAAUGCAGGGAAGCUUCCUUUGUUGCUGAUUGCCAAUGCAGGUACCCCUGGAGCAGGGCACACAGACAAGUUAGGUCGACUGAGGGAACUGUGUGAUCAGUACAACAUGUGGCUUCAUGUAGAGGGGGUUAAUCUGGCGAUCCUAGCACUGGGUCAGGUCACCUCUUCUAUCAUGGCAGCCACCAGAAGUGACAGUAUGACACUGACACCAGGUCCGUGGCUAGGACUGCCGGCUGUGACUGCUGUCACCCUCUACAGACAUGAAGACCCUGCACUGUCUCUGGCAGCAGGUUUAACUUCCAGCCACCCUGUGGAGAAGCUACGGGCACUGCCUCUCUGGCUCUCCCUACAGUACCUUGGUCACAAUGGAAUUGUUCAGAAGAUAAAACACGCUACUACUCUGAGCCAGCUGUUCCUUCAGAAAGUACAAUCUCUAACCUGUAUCAAAACAUUGGUUGAGGAUGAAUCAGACUCUCCUGUGGUGCUAUUCAAAUUUAACCAAGAAGAAAGUACUGCAUCCAGUGAGAGUUUCUGUGCUGGAGAAAAAGAGGUCCUUGAUGCCUUCAACAGAUGGCUGGGUGAAGAGCUGGCUGAACUUGUUCCCACCAGUGGAAUAGAUGUGGUGGAGCUUGAAGACGAGGGCACCUGUGUACGCUUCAGUCCCCUCCUGACAGCUGCAGUUCUGGGGACCCGGGAAGAGGAUGUUGAGUCCAUUGUGGAGAAAAUGACAGAGCUGGUAUUUGUAAUGAGCUCCACAAUGUCCCUCAGAGAAGACUUCAGAGAGGAAACACACAAACGUUCACCCUCACUCAGAUACAUAAACGAGUUCGCCUGGCCUGGACUGGGAGUUGUCCGGUAUGAGAUGCAGGCUAAUGGAAUGGAUGAGGACAGGAAGAAGCAGGAGCAGGAGAAAAUUAACACUGAGCUACUCAAGAAACUGCAAGAGCUUGACACUGACAUCCUGUUUUCCACUGGCCCUGAGUUCGUGACAGAGCAGGGCUGCAUUUUUGUGGGAAUGGUGACAGAUGAUGUUGAUGUGUCAGACCUGGUGGAUACAAUAGCUGCCCUGGGCAGGGACAUAGAGGAGAGCGGGAAGGUGCUGCAGAACAUGACAGAGGUGGUGAGGAAAGGCAUCCUGGAGGCAGAGCUGCAGCUGCAAAAGGCUAACGAGGAGAAACUCAUGGAGGAGGGAAUGCUGAGACAGCUUCCUGUGGUUGGCUCUGUGUUAAACUGGUUCUCUCCGAUCCAAAGCUCCAUAAAGGGACGGACAUUCAGUCUUGCAGCAGGUUCUCUGGAUUCCACAGAAGUGACUUACUCCACCAAAGCCCAAGCUGACAGGCCAUCCCUGCAGGACACUCCCAUUUCUUCAUCAAAGAAACUGCCAGGUCAGAAGUUAUUUCGACGUGCAGGCGCGAGCACAGAUUUCACUGAAACCAGCUUCACACAGGCUGAGGCAUCAUUCCAGGAGGAAAAUCCUACUGGGAUCGGCAGCAGCAUCAACCCUCCGAUCUCUGCACCUACACCAGAGACACCACAUCACACCUCAGGCGAUUUGGUACCAGAGAAAAACCUGAAGUCGUCUUCUGAGAUCGAUGACUUGGAAGCCUCAGAAGAGAUGCACCCUGAAGGCCAAGAGGCAGAAGGGAGCACAAGAUAGGAUGACUGUUUCUGCAGGUUUUCUAACCAUCUUAGAGCAACCAGCCUAAAAGAUGCUUUAAAAAAAGUUACUGUGUAAAAUAUAAAUAAAAACAGAAUGCAAUGAUUUGCAAAUCUCAAACUCAGAACACAGAAAACAUGUCAAAUGUUUGAACUGAGAAUAUAUCAUUUUAAGAAAGAUGCUAGCUCAUUUUAAAUGUAAUGGCAGCAACGUGUCUCAAGUAGGGCAACAAAAGUCUGGAAAAGUGACACAAAGCAGGACAACUUGCAACUGCAGUAAUUAACUGGCAACAAUUCAGUAGCAUGACUGGGUAUGAAAAGAGCUUCUUAGAUUGACAAAGUUUCUCUGAAGUAAACAUGGACAGAGGUUCACCAAUCUGCAAAAAACAGCUUUAUUCUAAAAUUAUGGAGCAAUUUGAGAAUAUCUCUGUGGCUAGCAUUCCAAACAGUUCAGAACAAACAGAAAAUACAGCAAAGACAACCCCAGGACUGUUGAGCAGAUACUCUUCUUUCAGACAAGAAUAGGGCAGCUCUCGUCUCCCAAAGGUCAAGCCUCCUCGUUUCCCAGACAUUUACAGAUUGUUAAAAGAAGCUGGGAUGCUACUCAGUAUGAACCUGUGCCAAAUUCCAAGUUAUGUUGCUGUCAUCAAAUUCAAAAUGACUGUUGAAUGUUUUCCAUCAGAUGUAGGUGCAUUGAAUUAUGAUCAGCUGAGGCAGUCAUCAGUGCUACCUGUCAGUUGAUUAUAACGUUUUAGUGUAGAUUUUUCUAUCAAACGGGGGAUGGGCUGGAGUUUCUGUCAGCUGAUUCAUCUGGUGUUGGAUUACAGAGCAGAGGAGCAGCCAUAUUAUAGAUUUCUUUUCAGAUUUCAAAUAAAAUAUUUAUUAGAACUCUGGAAAUCAAGCAGCUUAAAGUUAGUUUUGACCCCCUUACUGUGAAUGGUUGAAGCAAAUGAUAUGCAUGAUAUGCAUAUGUAAAAUACCAACUGAUAUAUUGCCUUCAAACAUUCUCUUCAUGUGUGCGUUAACAUACAACAGUAAGAGUCAAUUUGAAUUUGACAGCAAUAAACAAUCUUUUCUAUAAAAACAUUUCCCCUAUUAACAAACACAGUGCACAUUAGCCAGAGCUGUGUGAAGCAGAAUCUGAUUAUGGGACAUGUGACAUGUUCCCGUUUUUAUUCACAAAAUGUACUUUUGACUCUUCUCUUACCACAAGGGGUUGCUACAGAGCGAUUUAUGCCAGAUGCCUUUCCUGACUCAGUCUCAAAGGGUAUAUGUGUAUCCAGCUGGAAUUGAACCAGCAAACUUUCACUUGCCAAGCAAAAGUGUGAACACUACACUAGAAAACUACUUUUUACACAAUAAUGGAACCUGAGCAAAAAGUGGGCUUCUGCCACAGAGAAGCUUUGCCUCAGGUAUUCACUGUAUGAGGGAGAAUACUCUUCUCUCCAAAAUAUUAUCCUUAAAAUGUAAGUACUAUAUCAGAGGGACAAUCGGGGUUAGGGUGCUUUGUUUUUUCAGUUUCACCGGUUGCCUGUAUCUUAUGUCUUACUCUUACUUACAGGCUACGUGAACAUACUGUAUGCAUUUUCUUUUUUUUUUCUUUUUUUUUUAAACCUGUCCCGUUUGGCUCUUUUUGCCAUCAGAAUUAUUGUCUAAAGGCGAAGAAAGAUGCCCAACGGAUUUACUUUACCAAAUGGACCAUCCCAGCCUUGCCGUAAUGGUCCAUUUGAUUUACCUUUUAUUGUUUAUUUUAUUUUAUUUUUUUAUUUUUACUUGCUAGAUACGGGACAGGGGAAAAGAAAAGGGAGAAAGAAAGAGGGGCAAAAAAAAAAAAAAACAGCUGUAUGCAUUUUCUAUUACUUACAAAA
This is a messenger RNA of Pelmatolapia mariae (spotted tilapia), 4653 nucleotides long. RefSeq names its product pyridoxal-dependent decarboxylase domain containing 1 (gene pdxdc1). Gene Ontology annotation, cellular component: intracellular membrane-bounded organelle. The record is from RefSeq and is a predicted model, not a curated record. The transcript is spliced from 23 exons. Gene Ontology annotation, molecular function: carbon-carbon lyase activity; pyridoxal phosphate binding. Gene Ontology annotation, biological process: carboxylic acid metabolic process. NCBI's taxonomy places the organism in Eukaryota, Metazoa, Chordata, Actinopteri, Cichliformes, Cichlidae. Bases 456 to 2786 code for a protein of 776 amino acids.